This is a messenger RNA of Erigeron canadensis, 646 nucleotides long. RefSeq names its product heavy metal-associated isoprenylated plant protein 2-like. Lineage: Eukaryota; Viridiplantae; Streptophyta; Magnoliopsida; Asterales; Asteraceae. Gene Ontology annotation, molecular function: metal ion binding. The transcript is spliced from 2 exons. The coding region runs from base 201 to 569 and encodes 122 amino acids. The record is from RefSeq and is a predicted model, not a curated record.
GUGGGUGUUAGUAUAACCGUAUAAACUGCUUAACAAGUUGACCAAUACAUAUAUAGGUCAACGGUCAUUAACUAUUCAGUCAAUUUGUUUGGUACGCUAAUGUUCUUACUUUCUUGGAUGAUCAGUAUAUAAUCUCUGACACUGAUCAUAUCGAGUAUCCUUCAUGGUAUGAAACAUUCUAGUUUACUCGACAUAAUAAUAUGGUACAGGAGAUAAAACUAAAAGUCGGAAUGCACUGUCAAAAGUGCAGGACGGAGGUGAUGAAGGCGGUCACAAAACUACCCGGAGUUGAUGAAGUAUCAGUGGAUUUAGAGAAGGAAAUGUUAGUUGUGAUUGGAGAUGUUGAUCCCGUUGGUGUUGCAACUUGUUUGAGGAAGAAAAAAAGGGUCGCGGAUAUAGUAAAUGUUGGUCCUCGCAAGAACAAAGAAUCGGGUGUUGUGAAAAAGGAUGUCUUAGAACCUAAUCAUACUAGAGUUAUAUAUCCUUAUGCUCCGUAUGAUACUGGCUAUCAACAAAUUGUAUACGGAUAUCCACCAUAUUAUGAUGUUGGAAGCUGCAACAUUGUUUAGAUAUAUGAUUUUCAAUCAUACCUAGUGUAACGAUGUAAUUUCCAUUGUAUGUUUCAGAAGUUCUUAAUCAUACUAUC